Scheffersomyces amazonensis is the source of this 1161-nucleotide messenger RNA. RefSeq names its product U2 snRNP complex subunit. The transcript has a single exon. Gene Ontology annotation, cellular component: U2-type spliceosomal complex; U2 snRNP. The record is from RefSeq and is a predicted model, not a curated record. NCBI's taxonomy places the organism in Eukaryota, Fungi, Ascomycota, Pichiomycetes, Serinales, Debaryomycetaceae. Gene Ontology annotation, molecular function: RNA binding. Bases 1 to 1161 code for a protein of 386 amino acids.
AUGGUAAUAAAGUUACCCGGGGCUCCACCUCGACCGGAAGAAGUAACUAAGAAUCCUAAAUUAUUGACACAAUUAGAUGAGAGGAUUUUUCUUGAUCAAAGCACUAAUUCAUGGAUAUUUGAAGAUGAAGACAGUAUUGAAUAUGAGUAUAAUUUCACGAAUGUGAAGUGGGAAAUACGACAUAAUGAAGAAAGUGAAAGUAAAAGUGAAAGUAAAAAACAUAAACUUGAAGAGAAUUCUGAAGAUGAAGAAGAAAAGAACAAACGAGAUCUAAAGUUAUUAAAGAAACAGAAGUUACAGGAACUCAAAGAUGAGAUCUCUAAACUUAAACAAGAAGUUAAGAGUUCAGGUACUAAAUCUGAAACAUCAACUAAUGCAGUAUUUGUUAGUAAUCUUCCCAAUGAUAUCUCCAACAAAGAAUUGGAUGAAAUCUUCUCCAAAUAUGGAAUCCUCUCUCAGGAUUAUAAUACAGGAGAGAAUAGAAUUAAGAUGUAUUAUGAUGAAAAUAAUACAUUCAAAGGUGAAGCUACUAUCUUUUAUCAUAGUAAAGAAAGUGUUCCAUUAGCUGUAGAAAUGCUUGACAAUACUCCAAUUCGUCCCCACUCUAAAUUGAUUAAAGUUGAACCAGCUACAUUUACAGAAACUACCAAUAGUUCAAAGAAAGAGAAUGCUAAAAGUAAAAUUAGAACUAGAACUAGUAAGGAUCAACAAAAAUUGAAUAGAGCUAAAGAAGCAUUAAAUAAGAAACUAUCAGUAUGGGAUGAUGAAGAUACUACUAGUACAACUAAAGAUAUCAGUAUAGGUUCAAAAGUUGUAGUUGUAGAAGAUAUGUUUCGAGUAGAUGAAUAUCAACAAGAUCCCUUACUUGGAUCUGAUAUAAAAGAAGAUAUUAAAGAAGAAUGUGUUAAGUUAGGUAUAGCACACGAUAUCUCAAAGAUCAUCAUAUAUGAUAUAAGUGCUGUUGUUAUGAUUAAAUUCAAAUCUUAUACACUGAGUCAAAAGUGUAUUGAUUCAUUUGAUGGAAGAUACUUUGAUGGACUUAAAUUACGAGCUUCUCCAUUUUCAGGUCAAAAGUUUGAAAGAACUAAUGAUCACGAUGAUGAAGUCACCGAUGAAGAUCGAUUAAAUCAUUUCGGUGAGGUUAUAGAUAAAGUAACGUAA